Messenger RNA from Dermacentor silvarum, 828 nucleotides. RefSeq lists its product as uncharacterized. The transcript is spliced from 9 exons. Lineage: Eukaryota; Metazoa; Arthropoda; Arachnida; Ixodida; Ixodidae. The record is from RefSeq and is a predicted model, not a curated record. The coding region runs from base 1 to 828 and encodes 275 amino acids.
AUGCCCUGCUCUGUGGAUGCAGGCACUGGGCUGCCUCAAGAGAUGGUGCCUGAACCAGCACAUGAUGCAGGCAUUGAUGCUGAUGCUGCUCAUUUCCGCCCAGACUACAGCAAUGAGCAAGAUUUGACUGCAUCUGGUGGCAAUGAUGAUGCUCCCUUGGCAGGUGGCCCCAUCAGUGGAGAAUGCUCUGCAUCUAAUGGCAUUGAUAAUGCUCCCUUGCCAGCUGACCCUAUCCGGGGAGAUUGCUCUUCAUCCACUGGCAUUGCUGCUCCCUUGGCCGGUGGCCCCAUCGGGGAAAAUUUUUCUGCAUCCAUGGAGAGACAGCCUGCAGCUGCAGUGUUUACCGCAUGGGUAAACAGCGCAAGUCAACCACCAGCAGGCUUGUUUGAAGUCACGAAUGGCCAGGUAAAAGUUGGGGAAGGCAUGUUCAUGCCCCUCGACAAGUGGACAUUUAUAAUGAAGAACGUGUCCGAUGGCAAGUGUUGUUUGGAACUUGCGAAACAUUUUUGGGCACCCACUGAGGCUGCCACACGCAGCCUAACAGGCCAGGCUUGCCGCAGCAUGGUCACUAAGGUUAAGAAGCUUCCGGCGACACCAGAAAAGGUGGAAAUGGUGAAGAAUGGUUUGCCAUCCUUGCCACACCGUCCACCCAAAAUGCACGCUGCCCACCAUCCACCCAACACGCCCGCUGCCCACCAUCCACCCAACACGCCCGCUGCCCACCAUCCACCCAACACGCCCGCUGCCCAUCAUCCACCCAACAUGCCCGCAACCCACCAUCCACCCAGCAUGCUGCCCACUACAUUAAUCCACUAUAAUGAUGGAUGA